AUGAAACCGGCCGGAGGAUGGACUUUUCUGAUUCUUCUCGUGGGUUUGAAGGCACGAGAUUGCUUCUCAUGCAAAGCCGAGGACCGGCUGUUCAGGAAGCUGUUCAGGAGAUAUAACCAGUUCAUCCGACCGAUCUGGAAUGACUACAAACUGCGAUGGAUGCCGGCCGAGUUCGACGGGAUCGAGUUCAUCAGAGUCCCGUCCAACAAGAUCUGGAGGCCUGACAUCGUGCUCUACAACAAUGCUGUGGGCGACUUCCUGGUGGAGGAUAAGACGAAGGCCUUGCUAAAGUUUGAUGGUACAAUCACCUGGGUCCCUCCGGCCAUUUUCAAAUCUUCAUGUCCAAUGGAUAUCACUUACUUCCCAUUUGACUAUCAGAACUGCUCCAUGAAGUUUGGUUCCUGGACCUAUGAUAAAGCCAAGAUUGACCUGGUCCUUAUUGGAUCUAAGGUGAACCUCAAAGACUUCUGGGAAAGCGGCGAGUGGGAAAUCAUCGACGCUCCCGGCUACAAACACGAUAUCAAAUACAACUGCUGUGAGGAGAUCUACCCGGACAUCACCUACUCCUUUUACAUCAGGCGUCUGCCACUCUUCUACACCGUCAACCUCAUCAUCCCCUGCCUCCUCAUCUCUUUCCUCACAGUGCUGGUCUUCUAUCUCCCGUCCGACUGCGGAGAGAAGGUCACGCUCUGUAUCUCCGUCCUGCUCUCCCUCACUGUCUUCCUGCUGGUCAUCACCGAGACCAUCCCCUCCACCUCGCUGGUCAUCCCGCUCAUCGGAGAGUACCUGCUCUUCACCAUGAUCUUCGUCACGCUCAGCAUCGUCAUCACGGUGUUCGUCCUGAACGUGCACUACCGCACGCCGAUGACCCACACCAUGCCCUGCUGGGUGCGCUCCGUGUUCCUCAAAGCCCUGCCCAGGAUCAUGCUGAUGCGGAGGCCGAUGGAGGAGGACAGCAGGGGGCUGGACAGCAGUGGGGAGGCAGGAGGAGCAGGAGGGGGAGGAGGAGGGGGAGGAGGAGGCGGAGGAGGAGGGAAGGCAGGGAGGAGGCGGCAGAACAGCCUGAUGCAGGUUGUAGGAGGGUCCCUGAACUGUCUGGAGUUUGGGGACAGUAAGUUCUCCUCCGUUGAGGGCUGUAGUGCAAAGAAGUGUCCCUGUGUGUGUCCGCAUGGGCGGGAGGCCCCGGAGGAAACGGGGAAUAUUUCCCGGCAGAUGAGUUCCCAGGCCGUCAGCACGGUGGUGGCCUUCUCCGUGGUGUCUCCCGAAGUCAAACAAGCUAUCGAGAGCGUCAAAUACAUCGCCGAGAACAUGAGGAGUCGGAAUAAGGCCAAAGAGGUGGAAGACGACUGGAAGUACGUUGCCAUGGUGAUCGACAGGAUCUUCCUCUGGGUGUUUGUGACCGUGUGCGUCCUGGGUACGAUCUGGAAUGACUACAAACUGCGGUGGAUGCCGGCCGAGUUCGACGGGAUCGAGUUCAUCAGAGUCCCGUCCAACAAGAUCUGGAGGCCUGACAUCGUGCUCUACAACAAUGCUGUGGGCGACUUCCUGGUGGAGGAUAAGACGAAGGCCUUGCUAAAGUUUGAUGGUACAAUCACCUGGGUCCCUCCGGCCAUUUUCAAAUCUUCAUGUCCAAUGGAUAUCACUUACUUCCCAUUUGACUAUCAGAACUGCUCCAUGAAGUUUGGUUCCUGGACCUAUGAUAAAGCCAAGAUUGACCUGGUCCUUAUUGGCUCUAAGGUGAACCUCAAAGACUUCUGGGAAAGCGGCGAGUGGGAAAUCAUCGACGCUCCCGGCUACAAACACGAUAUCAAAUACAACUGCUGUGAGGAGAUCUACCCGGACAUCACGUACUCCUUUUACAUCAGGCGUCUGCCACUCUUCUACACCGUCAACCUCAUCAUCCCCUGCCUCCUCAUCUCUUUCCUCACAGUGCUGGUCUUCUAUCUCCCGUCCGACUGCGGAGAGAAGGUCACGCUCUGUAUCUCCGUCCUGCUCUCCCUCACUGUCUUCCUGCUGGUCAUCACCGAGACCAUCCCCUCCACCUCCCUGGUCAUCCCGCUCAUCGGGGAGUACCUGCUCUUCACCAUGAUCUUCGUCACGCUCAGCAUCGUCAUCACGGUGUUCGUCCUGAACGUGCACUACCGCACGCCGAUGACCCACACCAUGCCCUGCUGGGUGCGCUCCGUGUUCCUCAAAGCCCUGCCCAGGAUCAUGCUGAUGCGGAGGCCGAUGGAGGAGGACAGCAGGGGGCUGGACAGCAGUGGGGAGGCAGGAGGAGCAGGAGGGGGAGGAGGGGGAGGAGGGGGAGGAGGAGGCGGAGGAGGAGGGAAGGCAGGGAGGAGGCGGCAGAACAGCCUGAUGCAGGUUGGAGGAGGGUCCCUGAACUGUCUGGAGUUUGGGGACAGUAAGUUCUCCUCCGUUGAGGGCUGUAGUGGAAAGAAGUGUCCCUGUGUGUGUCCGCAUGGGCGGGAGGCCCCGGAGGAAACGGGGAAUAUUUCCCGCCAGAUGAGUUCCCAGGCCGUCAGCACGGUGGUGGCCUUCUCCGUGGUGUCUCCCGAAGUCAAACAAGCUAUCGAGAGCGUCAAAUACAUCGCCGAGAACAUGAGGAGUCGGAAUAAGGCCAAAGAGGUGGAAGACGACUGGAAGUACGUUGCCAUGGUGAUCGACAGGAUCUUCCUCUGGGUGUUUGUGACCGUGUGCGUCCUGGGAACGGUGGGCCUGUUCCUACAGCCUCUCUUCGGCUUCGUCUCCUAA
Molecule: messenger RNA, 2754 nt
Organism: Menidia menidia (Atlantic silverside)
Lineage: Eukaryota; Metazoa; Chordata; Actinopteri; Atheriniformes; Atherinopsidae
Source: the annotation of a GenBank genome assembly